CGCUGUUGCUGCUGCUAGUCGUGCGGGCGUCGAUCGCGCGAGGGCCAAAAUAAAAAGUACGAAAACGCGCGUUCAGUUUCGCGUGUGGCAUCGCAAGCGUCACACAUACAGAUACAUAACAUAUACUGUAUUGAGAAAUCAUUGUUGUUUAUAGAAAAGGUUGAACACUGGGCGAGGGAAAGAGAGGAGAGGAGUGGCAGUGUGUUCAAGAAAAAACCGCAAGGCUCGGGCGCGCAAAAAUGCGCUGAGAGAAAAAAAGGCGAUCAACGGCCAUUUUGCGCGGAUUUACCCUCCGUCGUAUCGCCUCGUAUAUCCUGGUUCAAGAAUAAUAUCCUGCUGUUGUUUUGGCCUACAAGCUCAGUGUGUAAAUAAUAAGUGAGUGUGCGAGGAGCGCGCCUUUGAACACGACGAGAGAGAAGGCGGAACAGCAGCAACAUGGCGGGCAAUACGGGAAUGGAGCAGCUGAUUCCCAUCGUUAAUAAGCUCCAGGAUGCCUUUACUCAACUUGGGGUUACGAUGCAACUCGACUUGCCACAGAUCGCCGUUGUCGGUGGUCAGAGUGCUGGCAAGUCGUCUGUCCUUGAGAACUUCGUCGGCAAGGAUUUCCUGCCACGAGGCUCGGGUAUCGUCACUAGGAGGCCGCUCAUUCUACAGCUGAUCAACGCGACUAGCGAACAUGCCGAAUUCUUACACUGCAAAGGCAAGAAGUUCGUUGACUUCGACGAGGUGCGAAGAGAGAUCGAAGGUGAAACAGACCGCGUGACCGGCAGCAACAAAGGCAUCUCCAAUGUGCCCAUCAACCUAAGAGUUUAUUCUCCCAACGUGCUGAAUUUGACUCUGAUCGAUCUGCCGGGUCUGACGAAGGUGCCGAUCGGUGAUCAACCGGCAGAUAUCGAGCAACAAAUCAAAGGGAUGAUCUUUCAGUUUAUCAAACGUGAUAACUGUUUGAUUCUAGCUGUGACGCCUGCUAAUACUGAUUUAGCUAAUAGCGAUGCUCUCAAACUUGCCAAGGAGGUCGAUCCCCAAGGUGUACGUACUAUUGGUGUCAUCACUAAGCUGGAUCUUAUGGAUGACGGCACAGACGCGAGAGAUAUUUUGGAAAAUAAAUUAUUACCCCUGCGAAGAGGUUACAUAGGUGUAAUUAAUAGGAGUCAAAAAGAUAUAGACGGUAGAAAAGACAUCAAAGCAGCCCUGGCAGCUGAACGUAAAUUCUUCUUGAGCCAUCCUUCAUAUCGACACCUUGCAGAUAGGUCAGGCACGCCUUACUUGCAACGCGUACUCAACCAACAGCUGACAAACCACAUUCGAGAUACGUUACCUGCUCUCCGUGACAGACUGCAAAAGCAACAACUUGCUUUAGAAAAGGACGUCGAACAGUACAAACAUUUUAGGCCUGACGAUCCUGCUAUUAAGACAAAAGCCAUGUUGCAGAUGAUCCAGCAACUGCAAUCGGAUUUUGAGAGGACCAUCGAGGGAUCGGGAUCUGCUCAGAUCAACACUAUGGAAUUGAGCGGUGGUGCCAAGAUCAACCGAUUGUUCCAUGAAAGGUUUCCCUUCGAAAUUGUCAAGAUGGAAUUUGAUGAGAAAGAACUGCGAAGAGAAAUUGCUUUCGCCAUUCGAAACAUUCACGGUAUUCGAGUCGGUCUCUUCACUCCGGACAUGGCUUUCGAGGCUAUCGUCAAAAAACAAAUCAACAGGCUCAAGGAGCCUAGUCUUAAAUGUGUGGACCUAGUCGUACAAGAACUUAGCAAUGUUGUUCGCAUUUGUACAGAUAGGAUGUCGCGAUAUCCCAGAUUACGUGAGGAAACAGAGCGCAUUAUCACAACUCAUAUCAGGCAACGAGAACAAUUGUGCAAAGAGCAACUCAUUCUUUUAGUCGACUGUGAGCUUGCAUAUAUGAACACUAAUCACGAAGAUUUUAUCGGGUUCGCCAACGCGGCAGCCAGAAGCCAUAAUGCAAGUGCCCAACAGUCGUCGGAGAAUGCGGUGAAAUCGGGACGUAGUACUCUUGGUAAUCAGGUCAUUCGCAAAGGUUACAUGUGCAUACACAAUCUUGGUAUAAUGAAGGGUGGUUCGAGGGAUUACUGGUUCGUGCUCACCUCCGAAAGCAUCUCGUGGUUCAAAGACGAGGAGGAAAGAGAAAAGAAAUACAUGUUGCCAUUGGACGGUCUAAAACUACGUGACCUUGAGCAGGGCUUUAUGUCGCGUCGCCACCUGUUUGCCUUGUUCAACCCUGAUGGGCGAAACGUUUACAAGGACUACAAGCAGCUCGAGUUAAGUUGUGAAACUCAAGACGACGUUGACUCGUGGAAGGCAUCAUUUCUUCGUGCUGGUGUCUACCCUGAAAAAUCGACCGAACAGGCUAACGGUGACGGUGAAGAUCUACUGGCGCAAUUAAAAGGAGGCGGUGAGCAGCAAUCGUCUAUGGAUCCUCAGUUAGAGCGACAAGUAGAAACAAUCAGAAACUUGGUAGAUUCUUACAUGAAGAUCGUCACAAAAACUACUCGCGAUCUCGUUCCAAAAACAAUCAUGCAUCUAAUUAUAAACAAUGCCAAAGAUUUCAUUAACGGAGAACUUUUGGCUCAUCUUUAUGCAAGUGGAGAUCAGGCGUCAAUGAUGGAAGAAUCUCCAGAAGAAGCGCAAAAGCGAGAGGAAAUGUUGCGCAUGUAUCAUGCUUGUAAAGAAGCUCUCCGAAUUAUUGGUGAUGUGUCGAUGGCCACAGUUUCAACACCGGUACCACCGCCUGUCAAAAACGACUGGCUGCCAACGGGCGACAACCCAAGAUUAUCACCACCAUCACCUGGCGGACCUGGUAGCCGUCCAAGGAAUCAAGCGCCACCAUCAGCAGGAGGUGGACAACGUGCUCCACCACCAGUACCAAGUGGUGGCAGACCAGCACCUGCUAUUCCCAACAGACCUGGACCUGGAGCUCCACCACCAGGACGAGGCCAACCAGGCGGCGGCCUUCCUCCUCCACUAAUACCUUCGCGCCGACAAUAAGUCUACGCACUAACACACCUAAUUGCUACUAAUCCGUAUAUCUGUUGCAUCUAGCAGAUAACAAAAAAAAAAUCAAUUGACACAUAAAAAACAAACAAACUUAAUUUCCCGCAAAUGGUGUUCUCUGUCCACAUACGACAUAAAAUAGCAAAAAUCAUAAAAUCAUUGUUAACUGGGGGCGUGCAUCUCUGUAACGAUUAUUGACACAUAUUGGAAAUUUCAUUACUAUGUUACACUUAACGCCCUACGUUCCCGCGGUCCAAAGAGUUUAUUUUAUAAAUAUAAACUAAAGAUAGUGUAAGAUUGAUUUCUUUAAUAAAAUUUGAAAUAGUCUCGAGUGGUUCAAAAUUUGGUUAAAAAUUAAUUUACAUAAUUAUUUAUUUGUUAGUUAAUGUAGCAAUUUUAAUAGAAUCGUUUAACUUUUAAACGUUUAACGUUUAAAAAGUCUAAAUCAUUCAGAGAAUCGCACAACCCCUUCUGCAUAAUUUUCAUGGCAUCGUUCUCUACUAGAAAUACGAUAAAAUACAAUUAUUAUCACAUCAAACAUUUAAAUUUCAUGAUUUUUCCGAGUCAAAUCGACUGAUGCAAUAUAUUUACUUGUUAAAAGAUAAAGAAAAACGAGUAAAAAAAGAAAUUAUUUAUUUCGAACUUUAAAUUAAGGGAAACGUUGUCAUAAUUAGGACCAUAAACAUGUACCUCGGACCUGUAUAUGACACCAUGUACAUAAAUGAAAAUAUGAAGUAGUAGAUUGUUUUGAUCCAUUGCGAAUUAAGCUUUUAGUUUUCUGACAGCAUGACAUUUCAUUGAGUGUUGUAUUAAGGGUCAUGAAAAAAAGUUUUUCCAUUUUAAAUGUGUAAAAUGCGGGAUGUUUCGAAUGAUAAUUGUAAACGUUUAUAAGCAGUAUUUUUUUAUUCUUUGCAACAUGAAAUGGUGGUGGUUGAGCGUGUUGUGCAUUAUUCUUAGCAGUACAAUAUUUAACAUCGAAAAAUGUUUAAGUAGGUCAUCUUGCUAUUUAUAACAUCCAUCCUCUCCCUUUCGGUUCCCUAUCCUUUUUUGUGUUAGUCCAUUUGUGUAAUCAUAUUGAUUCACAAAAUCCGAAUUAAUUGAUCGAAAAACGGGUCAACUGCAUAAUCCAUGAGGAAAAGACGUGUCGGUGCCUGCAUAUUUUUAUUAAAAGAGGAUGUGAGAAAAGACAACGUAAUCCGAUGGAUGGUUAGAAAUACAUUAUAACUGAAAAGUGUAUUUACAACUUGCAAAACUAUACCAUCAGAUUAGUUUGUGCUUUGUUAUAAACUACUCAGAUUCUAUAUAUUGCGCGAAUGAUAAUAUUUAUUUUUGACUAUUACAAAGUAAAUAUAAUAUUUAUUUUAGCAUAUAUAUACAAAGCAUUUAUAAAACAAGAACAAAUCAUGGUGGACUUGUGAAAAAAUUACACAAUUUGUUAUAAUAACGAAUGCCGAUAAACCAAAUUCUCAAAGCACAUUAAAAAAUCUGUGGAAAUUGACACGAUUAAUAAUUCGCAUGGCAAUAUUUUAUUUUUCACUAAGUCUACUUCAGGAUUCCUAUUAAUAUUAAUUACAAAGCACGGUAUUGCGAACUUAAGCAAUCUAUAAAAUUAAACUACUACAAUUUUUACUGUACUAAGUAGAAAUCUGAUGUGAUGGUUGUGAACACAAUAAAAACUGUAUUGUUCAAGCGAUCAAUACUUGUGCUCCAAAUUCUCAAGCAAAUGCAAAUCGUGUUAUCGUCCACAUUGCUUUGAUUAACUUUCAAUUGAAAGAAAAGCAGAAGAAAGGACACAAAUCCUGAAAUAAUAAUCUAAUGCAACAAAAGACGACAAAGCAAAGAGUGAAUCCAGAACUGAUAGUCACGAAAUACGUGCAUACGUGUGUUUAGUCGCGGGGGCGGCGGCAUGGGUGGUCUUCAGCAAAGGGUCACGCAAGCAGCAACGCAGGCCGCUGCCAAUGCUGCAGUGAACGAGCUAAUGGACGCUUUCAAGAUGAAGUUGUAACGCUCUCAAUUCUAUACUAUUAACUGCUAUACUUAUCAUUUUGAUUAUUUUUUUCUUGCUCCUUUCGUUCUCUUUAUCCUUCAACUGUCACACACUAUGGACACUUAUAUUUAACAUCUUGGUGGUUAGUUACAAACCCAAAAUGUAGAGUGGUAGGCUGAACAAGCUUUUGAUUAUAUCUAAACAAACUAAUUGUUAUAACUAUAAAGGUAAUUCAUUGUAAACUUGUUAAGGGCAUUUAAGAGAAGUCAUUUGUUAUCGUUUGAAAUAUAAUCAAUUCAAAUUACGUUGUUCGAUUUGAAAAAUUAAAUUUUUCGAUCCUGUCAUUACUUGGGACAAUUUUUUGUGAUUUGAUAAGAAAUCGACUUCUCCGCUUUUAUCGAAUUAAAUGCCCAAGAUUUUUUCUCUCCUUGAAUUUAUUGUUAAAAAAUAAGUAGUCCAGGAUUAGUCGAUAAAUUGCUUAUUUGGACCAUGUAUAGUUGAAGGUGUUGUGAGAUUAAUAUUUCAUAAUUAUAACACAUGAAAGAUAAGUUUAUGCCAGAAAAAUUAAGGCCUUCCGAAACUUAGAAAGAGUAUCAAACUUUCUAAAGUUUUGCAAAAGACUGAUUUUUCUUAGCAGGAUUUAUCCAACGUUGAUGCAUUUAUUUUAAUGCCAAUGAAUUAUGCCUCUUUUUCUCUGCAUGACACUUGCCAUAAAUAAUAAAUAUCAAGUCACGAAAUUUCUAAAUUUCAUUUUUCUUAUUAGUAAUCUCCGUAAUUUUAUUUUAACUUCGUUACUCUUUUUUUUUUAAUUGUGUUGUAUAUACUUUAUUAUUUAUAUACUUUAUUUUAUAUGAUUAUGUUAAAAGGAAAGAGUAUUUCUUGUAGAAAAUGUUUUGAUGAAAAGUCAAUUAUCAGGUUUUUAAAUAAACAUAAAACGAAUAUUUAUACAUUUUGUGACUCGUAAUUGUAAUUGAUGUAGUUUUUGAAAAGUAUAUAUUUUAAGUAUACUCAGGUAACGAUACUGUAUUGUGAUUUGACAUAAUCUAAGCUUUAUUAUAAAUUUUCAAUUGAAGCAUCAAACAUAUCAAUCACUGCAUAAACAAUUCGAGUUCGAAAUAAAAAUAAAUACUUAACUCAUUGUAUUAAAAAAGCAAUUUAAUUGUUAUAUCACAAAACAGCAAAGUUACUUGGUAACAAGUCCGCAUUUGCACAUGAAAUUUAGACAUGAAUAAAAAUAACAAGUUGUCAACUUUGAAUCUGAAGGGCCUAAAUGCAUCACAAGCGCCCAGCAAAGGAAAUUCGUUAAAAAAAACGGGAAAAAACAGAUUUUCGAAUUGAGCCGAAAAACGGAGACCAAAGCCAUAUUCAUCCUAUUGUAAGCUUUGGUGGUGGGUUCUUAAAGCUCACAGUGUAUAUCUGUAUCCUGAUCUACGUACACAUAAUAACUGUAUUAUAUAAUAGCCGAAAGAGUUCUAAAACAGAGAUUAUAAGUGAAAAGGAUCGCGGGUCGAUUUAAACGUAGAGGAGGCCGGGAGAGAUGACAAAAAUAUAUACUAUAUGAUAAUGCUUGCCUUGUAAGAUUACUCAUCUUUAUCCUCUUGUCGCAUAUACAUUUUAUCAAUCGAUGUGCCGUAUAUGUGCAAUAUCACAAAAAGACAAAACAAUGAAACUACAAAUAUACAUACAUUGAAAUAUAUAACAAAUUAUAUAUUAUAUAUGCCAUGCUGUCUCUCUCCUGCAGUCUGUGUGUGCGCGUGAAUAAGGCAUUCCGUAUAUUAAUAAAGUAGAGGGUAUUGGCAUAUUUUUAGUAUGCUCACUUGGGCAGAGAAAAAUAUUCCUGCUACGUUAAAUUUGUGACAGACACGCAAAUAUAUACAUAUAUAUUUUUAUAACAUAAUUUCUUAUAAUUUUUAAUUUUCAUUUUAUUAUUACAUUAAGAAAGAGUAAAUUUUAUUUCGUUGAACUAGAUUCAAUACGAUCAUUUCGAACAGUUUGUAAGAUGUUUUUCUCUGUACAUCAGCACUGCAUCGAGUAUAUUAAAUUUCUCCUAUAUUUCAAGCCAACCAUAAGAUUCGCAAUCUCAGAACAUAAAGAAAGAGAGCUCGUUGCAGUCCGUGCGUCAAAAAGUGCAUUUACAAUAGGUAAUUCAGGUUUUAAUGAAAUAAAACAAUAUAUAAAGCGAGUGUGAGGUUUAACUAAAGAGAGAUCAAGGAAAUGUCAUGCUGUUGUGGAAAGUCAUGUGCUCUGUAAAUGAUUUUUGCCCGUUGGAAAUGGCAAGCUUUUAUGCGCUCGCACAAAAGAAUGACAAAAUAAGAAAGAAUCUUCAUCUUUGAUAUAUGUGUUAUAAUAUAUAUAUAUAUAUAUAUAUAUAUACACACACACACACACACACAAUAAACGAGCGCUGUAAAAGAGAUUGCCAGAACUGUCAAGUGUCGUAUAUAUACCAAUUUACGAUAAUUACUGUCAUUCUACCCUGAAAAAACCUCCAUCAUCUGAUAAAAAAUCCUAGUAUAUUAAAUAAAAAAAUUAUAUUGAAUGAUAAAAAAUAAAACCCCAUUUCGAUGCUAUAUAUAUAUAUUAUACAUACAAAUAAAAAUAAAUAAUAACGAUAAUGAUUGAUUACUGUUAAAUCGUUAUAACGACAUAAUUCUUUGCGUUUUUAAAAACAAAAGAGAAAAACCCUUAUAUUAAAAAAAAGAACUAUAGCUAUAUUGCAAAAAUAAUUAAACAAAAAUACAUUGAAUAAAAAUAAAAAAAAUCUGCUCAGACAUAGGAUGUGAUAUAGCGUAGGGUUAAAAAAAUUAUGUCACUGAGUUGACAUGCGAGAAGUUAAUUGAACGAGUAGUCUUUAUGUCAAAUUUAGAUUGUAGUUAUUAUUGCCGCAAAAAAUGAAGUAAUAUACAAGAUAGGUAUAAGUACAAGCAGAUACCUUAUUUUCGCGUAGUCAAGUUUUCAAUGCCGUAGAUAUAUUAUUAUUUAUACUUUUUUGGUAUCUACCGCGUUAUCAUCAUCGUUCGAAUUUGCAAUUCAAAUCAUAUUCUUUAAUAUAAGUAUUGGUUUUUUAAUUUUAUUUGUAGUACAGUUAUGUUUUUGUGUUCGUCAAAACAGAAAAUGAAUAAAGACGUUUUUGUAUCGAAGUAUAACUUUUGAAAAUAAGUAAAUAAAUGGCGUGUGAAGAAAACAUAAAGUUAUUGAAAAAAAUUGCACCAUGUUAUAGCUUCUGUCAAAGCACUUAUCACGAAAACAAAUCCAAAAAGAUAACGUUGCUAUGUAGCAGUUGAAAAAAUUAUUGAGUGAGAUUGAGAACCAGUGGCACGAAAAAUUACUUGAAUGAAUAAUGUUAUUGAAAACAAAAUCGAAAAGAGAUUACAAAAAAUGAAGGUGCAAAUUUUUGGAGAAGAUGGACAUAACGUUACGAUAUGAAAUUGAAGUGAAACGUUAAUAUUAAAUGCUUCCAUCUAAAAAAAGCCUUAUUAUAAGAGAAACCUAGUUAUGAUGCUUUACAUUUAUUGUAUAACACACGUUGACUAAAUGUAAUCGGCCGUACCAAGUUGAAUGUUCGCGAUAAUUUUAAGCUCGUCAAAAAAAAAAAAAAGACAAGUGAAGGAGAAAAUUUUUCGGGAAGAGACGCGAUCAUCAAUACACAGUCAGUUCACGCCUCUUUACUCACUCUCACAAUUUUAAUUAACUUAAUGCCGUCGAAGUAACUCUGUUCAUUAAUCGUAGUUAAGUCUCAUUUGUUCCGCUUAAUUUACUAAACGUUGAACUAAUUUUUUAAUACUUUCAUAAAUUAAGGGCAAAAGAAUUUUUUUUAUCUUGUAUUGAUACAAUGGACGAAUAUUGUUUUCUGAAAAGUACAUUUGUCAAUUUUCUAAAAAAAUUAGUUGACUAUUUUUACGAGGAUAAUAAUUUUAGCAAUAAUUUUUAUCGUUAUAAUAUCGAAUGAAAGGUCGAAUUACUUUUUUAAUACUUAUUUUAGAAUAGACAUUGCGUAAAUAUUCAUAUACUGUUUGUGUAUUAAAUAUUUUGUAUAAAACCUGGUUGUUUUUUUAGAAAUUACUCAGGGUUACUUCAAGUGAACAAAAUAAAUAAUCAUUUCAGAAAAAAAGAAAUCGAAAUUCCAAUUUAUGAGCAAGACAGCGACUUUCACGUUGUGAACAUAAUAUAACGAUGAAUACGUGAGAGAGAUAUACAUGACACACCUACACAUGCAGACACUUUAUUGCAAUAUAAAUGUGUAUAUAGGAAGUAACAUGUUAUCAUAGAAUAUAUGAAUGAAUAAGAUUAACGAUAAAACUGAAUGUCAGAUCAAACGAACCGACUGGUACUCAUUACCGCACCUGUUUUUUCAUCAUACUUUCAAAGGUGACAGGUUCUUUUGAAUAUACAAUUUGGUGCGAAAUGUGUGCUUGCGUUUCAUACAGUUAUUAAUACCUGAUUUGUUCGUUCCAUCAUCCAAUCAAUUCCUAAUUGUAGAUCGUUCAAUUUCAUUUGUUUAACCUUUUUUUUAUACAAUUUGUUAUGUUAAUGUGUAAAAGACAAUUGAAUAAUUAUUUGUUUACGUAUCUUCCACUAUUGUUUUGUCUUAAUUGUUCUUUGUUCAUUUGAAAAUAACAAAGAUACAUGGUGUUAAGUGCAUAUGUUCUGAUACCGUCAGUACUUUUUCCUUACCAUCGAACUUUGUUACGUUUUGUGCUUUUAAUUUUAACUAUUUACAGUGGCACGCUUUCAAAUUUAAAAAAUUUACUUUUACUAAUUUUUUACAAUAUUGUAAAUAAAUUUAACUAUUAAUCUUAUACUCCUGCAAGUACUCAAUUUGCUGCAGAGUUGGAAAGUGAGUAACUAUGUAUUUCAAUAUUCAUGUUGAUAAUAUUUUUUGAAAAUGUAGUAUUUUAUUUUAUAGGCUAUACCACAUUUAUAAUUGUAGUCAGUUUUCUUUUAUGUAUUUGCUGAUUUUAUAGCCUUUUUAUUAAGGUAGAGUAGACAACCGUAGAAUAUAUUUUUUAUAUUAUUAUCGAAUGUAUUUUAUAUUCACUGUUGAUAAUUAAAUAAGCCCCUCCAACCCUGUACUACUUGGGACACUUUGAUUUCUUUUCUAAAUGCUUGGCUUUUUCAAUAUUUAUGUUACAUUAUUUAUAAUUGCUUUGAUCAUUCAUUGACUGCCGUUCUUCAACUUUCUAUCAAAUAAUUUUUUUCAUGAUUUACAUGACAGUCAAUGUAAUUAUACGAGCUACUAAAAAUCAUUUAAAGCCGACAGUUUAAUUUGCAUAGUAAAUACUGCUUUUCAGUUUCUCGAUUUCGCAAAAAAAAGGAAAAGAAUAUGAUUUUUUACUCUGUUAAAUGUGUAAACGAUUGUAACCCUUUUGU
Molecule: messenger RNA, 10363 nt
Organism: Phymastichus coffea
Lineage: Eukaryota; Metazoa; Arthropoda; Insecta; Hymenoptera; Eulophidae
Gene: shi
Product: dynamin
Exons: 17
Coding region: 436-3000 (854 amino acids)
Biological process (GO): receptor-mediated endocytosis
Cellular component (GO): synapse; plasma membrane; cytoplasm
Molecular function (GO): GTPase activity; GTP binding; microtubule binding
Source: RefSeq, a predicted model, not a curated record